AUGCCAUUCGCCAAAAGAGCGGUGGGACCCCAGCUGCUGUGCAGGUACCGGAUCCCCAACGAGGAGGGCUUGGUGUUCGAGGACCUGGUCUCCAUCAGCAAUGUGGCUCUGUCCCGGACCCUCCGGCAGCUGUCGGACCUGGCCCGGCACGCCUGCUCCAUCUUCCAGGAGCUGGAAAGCGACCUGGCGACCACCAGCCAGCGGGUCAGGGGGCUGCAGGGUAAAGUUAACCGACUCCAGCAGGCCUGCUCCGAGCUGGACCCCAAACAGGAGGCAGUGCCCGUGGAGUCCGGCCGGAGCUCCCCACGUCCCUUCCCACGCAGAGGGGCGUGUGACAGCCCGGCGGCUGACCCCCCCUUUCCUCCCUCCCUCCCCGGGCUUUCACUCGGCUACAACAUUGCUAUUACUCGCCCCGGCAACUCACCUGUCCAUUUUCGGCCGUGGGCCCAGACUAGCGGAAGGGACGGCGUGUUAAAUCCACGCAGCGGGCGGUCUCCUGUGCAGGUGGACGGAAAGUCUCACGGAUAUCUCUUAGCUAAAAGCCUUCCGGUUGGAGACGUUCACGUGGGCUCGAAGAUGCUGACUCACUCGGGACUCUGA
This is a messenger RNA of Menidia menidia (Atlantic silverside), 600 nucleotides long. NCBI's taxonomy places the organism in Eukaryota, Metazoa, Chordata, Actinopteri, Atheriniformes, Atherinopsidae. The record is from the annotation of a GenBank genome assembly.